AUGGGCCGCACCGGGGAGAACCUCCUCGUCGCUUGCGUCGUGAUCCACUAUCUGAACAUCAUCGUCAAUCUCCUCUCCUUCUACACAGACGGUGAGCAGGCCCGCUUUUGGACACUCGUGAGCCGCAUCGUGCAGUCCCUCUGCUACGCCUCCACGACGCUCAUCACGUGCGUGUUCAUCCGCUACUACAUGCGCGUGGAUGGGGAGUACCACGUGACGUUUCGAUCCGCCCCAGCAGAACCUGCCGCCGGCAACAGCAGCGGAGCAGCCCCCACCGCCCCCUCCGGAGAUGGACAUGUGUUAGGUUUGGUCCGUGUGUGUGGUGUGUUGCUGCUCUCCUUGUUCAAGGCACCACUAGAAAUUGGAAGAUGCUUCAGGCUUUGUGAUGAAAGGAUCAAUGGGAAGGACCAGCGUGCUGAAAAGAUUUUGCUUUCUCUUGCCCCACCUGCCGAAGCAAAGACAGAGGACACUUGA
Messenger RNA from Miscanthus lutarioriparius, 474 nucleotides. The record is from the annotation of a GenBank genome assembly. Lineage: Eukaryota; Viridiplantae; Streptophyta; Magnoliopsida; Poales; Poaceae.